Messenger RNA from Esox lucius (northern pike), 523 nucleotides. RefSeq names its product ribosomal protein, large, P1 (gene rplp1). Gene Ontology annotation, biological process: cytoplasmic translation; translational elongation. The coding region runs from base 140 to 478 and encodes 112 amino acids. Gene Ontology annotation, cellular component: cytosolic large ribosomal subunit; ribosome. The transcript has 4 exons. The record is from RefSeq and is a predicted model, not a curated record. NCBI's taxonomy places the organism in Eukaryota, Metazoa, Chordata, Actinopteri, Esociformes, Esocidae. Gene Ontology annotation, molecular function: ribonucleoprotein complex binding; protein kinase activator activity; structural constituent of ribosome.
CUUUCCGCUCAAAUCUUAGUAGGAAGUUGACGUGCCUAAGGUGCUCUGUUCUUCUUUGGAAGCUAAGGCCCAGAAUCCGGCGACUAGCACCACUAAAAUUAGGCAUCCGACGCCAAAACUAUAAAAUCCACCCAGAAAAAUGGCAUCUGUAUCUGAGCUUGCUUGUAUUUAUUCUGCCCUGAUCCUCCACGACGAUGAAGUCACCGUAACAGAGGACAAGCUGUUGGCCCUCAUCAAGGCUGCUAACGUGACAAUUGAGCCUUUCUGGCCCAGCCUCUUCUCCAAGGCCCUGGCAAGUGUGGACAUCGGCAGCCUGAUCUGCAACGUGGGCGCUGGUGGCGGAGCUGCCCCUGCCGCCGCUGGAGGUGCCGCUGCUACAGCCGACGCCCCAGCCAAGGAAGAGGACAAGAAGGAAGAGAAGAAAGAGGAGUCCGAGGAAGGUUCCGAUGAUGACAUGGGCUUCGGUCUUUUCGACUAAACCAGUUUUUGUAACAAAUAAAAUCCAAAAACGAAACUAGCAACA